AUGGCACCCUUCCAAAAUAUUUUAUACGCUAUUCGUCUCACGCUUAGUUUCACAUCUAAAAAAAGCAUUGAGAGAAUCCGGUUGCAGUACAGCAAUGAUAUAAGUGUGGUGGGCAAAGACCAGCUGGAAUUCAAAGGCCAAGAAAUACUACAUUUCCUUCCCCGGAAGUUGUCGCCUCUAUACAAAAAAGUCCUUCUGGAAGCAAGUAAAAAAUAUGCGCCUUUUCCUCUCGUACCCACAACACCUCUCGAAAACCACCACACCAUGAAGAAUGUCUCCUUGGAUGUACUUCCUUCUUCCUCAUUGGAGAAAAUAGACGAUCACCUAUCGUUUCAUUUGAAGGAAGCUGUGAGUGUACAAAAGACUAAAUUAGGGUGGAAACAACCUAAAGACUUUUGGCUGAGGAGAUGUGGUUGGACAGAUGACAAAAGCGAGUGUCAUAACAAGCCAUAUCGUCAUAAAAUAUGGAUUGGGGGCGAUUUGAAAGAUGGUGAAGCCAACGCUAUAUUAUUUAAACUCAAGCAGGAUUAUGAAAAUGGGUUUGAUAAACUGCAUGUAGUCGGACUGGGUUUAUGGAGAGAAAGAUGGUCACACGAAAACGGCGAAAACGGCAAGACUUCCCAGAAACACGAAGAAAUACUUGACAAGUUAUUUCCCUUUACCGGAAAAAUUUGA
Messenger RNA from Sclerotinia borealis F-4128, 675 nucleotides. Lineage: Eukaryota; Fungi; Ascomycota; Leotiomycetes; Helotiales; Sclerotiniaceae. The record is from the annotation of a GenBank genome assembly.